Exaiptasia diaphana is the source of this 1398-nucleotide messenger RNA. RefSeq lists its product as uncharacterized. Lineage: Eukaryota; Metazoa; Cnidaria; Anthozoa; Actiniaria; Aiptasiidae. Bases 1 to 1398 code for a protein of 465 amino acids. The transcript is spliced from 2 exons. The record is from RefSeq and is a predicted model, not a curated record.
AUGGAUGAUUCUAUGGACUCUAUGCCAGAUGUGAAAUCUGCAAUAGAACUUUACCAACAGUUGUCUCAGCUAUGGGCCUCGGCUGGCAUGCAUGCUCGAAAGUGGCUAUCUAACUCUCCAGAAGUGUUACAAGCUAUACCUGCUGCAGAUUGCGUCKCAGAAGUAGACMUGGACAAGGGUGAGCUACCAGUUACUAAGACGUUAGGAGUAACAUGGUCUCCUAAGGAAGAUCAAUUUAAAUUUCAAGAUGAACCGUUGAGUGCAGAACUCAAGACAAAGUCCCAGAAUUGGUUCGAUGAGUUACCUGAACUGUCUAACGUAAGAGUUCCGAGGUGUAUCAGACUUGACACUGAUGUUAAGGAGGCAACCAUUCAUACCUUUGUUGAUGCUUCUAUUGAGGCUUAUGAGGCAGUUACCUACACUCGCCACAUUUACAUGGAUGGAACUGUUUCGUGCAACUUAGUUGCAUCGAAAUCAAAGGUAGCACCACUUCACGCUGUCAGCAUUCCACGUCUUGAACUAAUGGGGGCCAUUGUUUGGUUACAGCAAGCCGAUAGGAUUGCACCAGUGCUUAAAGUACCUCUGGAACAACUAAACUUCUGGUCAGAUAGCAUGGAUGUUUUGUACUGGAUCAGAGGGCAAAGCAGGCAAUUCAAACCUUUCGUUGCCAACCGCAUCGCUGAAAUUCACAAGUCAACUAACCCAGUACAGUGGCGAUACGUGCCUACAAAGCAGAAUCCUGCAGACCUAUUGACAAGGGGACAAUCGGUGUCUCAUCUGAAAGAUGAGAAGUGCUGGUGGGAAGGACCUUCCUUUCUGAAGUUAGAUGAAGCAGAGUGGCCAAUUAAUAAGAUUGAUGUUAAGAAGCAAGACAAAGAAGUUCGUAAGCAGUUUAGCAGCAAACAAGAGGACACAUGUGACAGCACCUUUGUCAGCAUAUCUUCUGUGAACCGUCUUGAACCCACAAGGUACUCGAGCUGGAAAAGACUCUCACGUGUGCUAGCAAGAGUUCUUCGGUUUCCUGCCAACUGCCAGCUACUUCCUGAGCGACGAGAACUCGGCCCACUUAACCAAGAAGAGCAUCGUCUCAUCAAAACCGCUCAAGAACAAGCAUUUGCUGAUGAAACAAAAGCAUUGAAAGCUGAAAGAAAACUGCCUGGAUCAUCAAAGCUACUUCCUUUAAACCCAUUUAUCGACAAGGAUGAUAUUCUCCGGAGUAAUGACAGGCUUUGUUAUGCUGAUUACCUCCCGUGGGAUACUCGGUUUCCCAUAAUACUCCCAAAGGAUAAUCACAUCACUAAGUUAAUCAUUAAAGAAAGCCAUGAACGGAUGAAGCAUGGGGGGACGAAUCAAGUCCUAGCUGAGUUGUCCACUAGAUACUGGAUCUUAUCAGCAUGA